AUGCGUAUGUUAUGGACUACGAAGUUCAGCCAUGGAUUGUCUAGGGCAGUGCUAGGAUGCUGUAGAUAUAGCAGUGUACCUGUUCUUCGGGAUUAUCAGCAGGAAUGUAUCGAUCAAUGUGUGGAUGCGGUGACACGCCAGGGAAAGAAGCGAAUCGGUGUUUCGCUAGCUACUGGUGGAGGUAAGACGGUGAUCUUUUCGAAUCUUUUGGACAGGUUCAGGGGAUUGGAAGGGGGGAAUGCGUCACGGACGGCACUUAUUCUUGUGCAUAGGAGGGAAUUAGCUAUGCAGGCAGCCAGUACCAUCUCGAAAUUCAUGCCUGAUCUGAAAGUGCAUAUGGAGAUGGGGAAAAUGCGGGCCAAUUUGGAAGAUGCCGAUGUAGUUAUUGGGUCGGUUUUAACGAUGGUUCGAAGGCUUGAGGCGUAUCCACGGGAUAGUAUUGAUUUGAUUGUGAUAGACGAGGCUCAUCAUGCUGUGGCAGAUUCCUACUUGAAGAUCUUGGCUCAUUUCAACGCAGACACGGCUGAUACAAAGGUUCCGGUUAUUGGGUUCAGUGCGACGUUUGAGAGGGCUGACAAAAGAGCGCUUUCAGCGGUAAUGGACGAAAUUAUAUACCACAAGGGAAUACUAGAGAUGAUAGAUGAUAACUGGCUAUGUGAAGGCAAGUUCACUACGGUGGAUAUUGGGGCGGACUUAUCGAAAGUCAAGAGCGUCAAUUCCGAUUUCCAACUCGAAGGGCUUUCGAAAGUGAUGAACACAGAGGAGAUUAACAAGUUGGUGUUGCAGACCUAUUUGCAUAAACGGAAGAUACAUGACUUGAAAUCGACGCUGCUUUUUGCUGUGGACGUUGCACACUGCAAGGCUUUAUUUGAAACCUUCCAAAACGCAGGAAUUGAUGCGCAGUACGUCACCGGUAAAACACGGACCAGUGAAAGAGAUGCGAUCGUGUCAGAUUUUAAAUCUGGCAAGAUCUCAGUGUUGAUUAACUGCGGUAUAUUCACGGAGGGAACGGAUAUCCCAAAUGUCGACUGUAUUCUUCUUUGUCGGCCUACUAAAUCGAGAAGCUUGUUAGUUCAGAUGAUAGGCAGAGGUCUACGGAAACACCAUAGCAAGGAGCAUUGUCAAAUAAUUGAUUUCGUUUCAUCUUCAAAGGUGGGCGUUGUGUCUGUGCCUACAUUGAUGGGUGUCGACGGUUACGAUGACAAUCUCGACGAAUCUACAAUGGAAGAGAUAAACAAGAUGAAAGAGGAGUUGGAGGCCAAACAAUUGGCACUUGAUAUGGAAAAACAGAGGAAAGAUGAUGAGGAAAGGCGUUUAAGGGAUCGCUACGACAAACAUUUGUUAGAAACUGACACGAUCGAGCUUACAUUAACAAACUUUGAAAACUUCAAAUCAUUUUGCGAGAGUAUGAUGGAAGAAGACUAUUCAAAACUACCUCCAUCGGUCAAAGAGGCGAAGCUAUUUUCCCAGUCCAAGUUCCCGUGGGUCCUUGUAUCGAAAAACUCAUGGUGUUUCCCUUUGCUAACUGGGAGACACAUAAGAGUAGAAAAGGAAACGACAGAAACUAAGGAAAAUAUAUACAAGGCCAAGUUUUACAGAAGAAUAUAUCCCGAUAAAACGUCUGGUGUGGCUUACGCUCCAUACCAUGUAGUGGAUAUAUUUUCGUCUCCUGACCUAAUGCAAGUGCUGAAUACGGUGGAAUCGUUUGUGUCAAAAAUCUCCUCCAGCUCCAGUAGAGCAUUCACCAAGUUCCCGCAAUGGAGAAAAGAACAAGCAACAAUCAAGCAAAAAAAUAUCGUGAAACGAUACUUCGAAAACGUUAUCAAGGAUGACGACAAAUACGAUGCGAUGAAACCGUUCGUAGAUGUAUAUGUUGACAAUAUGACUAAAGGUGAGGCAUCGUCGCUACUAUUUGCUACUAAGCUAGCACCAAAAUACCCAAUCAAGCGCAUUCUAAAGUUGUUAUCAUGGAGAAAUUCUGAGCAGAAGCAACGAAAGAUAGGCUAA
Kluyveromyces marxianus DMKU3-1042 is the source of this 2007-nucleotide messenger RNA. RefSeq names its product double-stranded DNA-dependent ATPase (gene IRC3). Gene Ontology annotation, molecular function: DNA binding; ATP binding; hydrolase activity. NCBI's taxonomy places the organism in Eukaryota, Fungi, Ascomycota, Saccharomycetes, Saccharomycetales, Saccharomycetaceae. The transcript has a single exon. The record is from RefSeq and is a predicted model, not a curated record. The coding region runs from base 1 to 2007 and encodes 668 amino acids.